CCCUUGUAUGAUAGUGUUAUACCUGACUGAAGCAGCAAUAGUUUAGUUCAGUUAGCCCAGUUUUAAACAUGUGUGUCUGUCUAGGGAAAUUCGUAGUGAGAUACAUUUUAGUUAGCAUUAAUUUAUUGUUCUUUUUAAUAGGCGCUGGUCUUGCAAUAGUUGGUGGAAUUGCUCUUUACCACCUGAGUUCGAGUCCUCAAAUCGAAGUUUAUACUUUGAAAUUCGCAGUCAUUCUGGCGAUAGUAUUAGGAUGUGUUAUAGCAAUCGUUAGCUCUCUAGGUUGGUGCGGAGCGUGUGCUGAGAGGAAGAAUUUGCUUUAUAUUUAUUCUGCAAUAAUAUUGAUCUUAGCUGGUCUACAAAUCUACGGAUUGGUGACCCUAAGGAACCAAGAGCAGGAGGAAUUGAAAGACAUGAUCGUAGAUUCGCUGGAAAUGGCAUUUAAUGAUACCGACCUGCAAAGUUUUCAUGCUAUGGAAGCUUCCCUCAAGUGUUGCGGGACCACAGGCCCUGAUUCUUAUGCCGGCGUCUACGACAGACUUCCAGCAUCUUGCUGUAAAAACGCCACGAUACUACCAGACUUCGACACACCAAUCGUAGUUGAUAGAGAUAUGGCUCUAUCCUGUUAUGCUGAUGAUACUCAUCCAGGGUGUAAUGAAGUGUUACUGGAAGCUCUGGGCGUGUUAGCACAUUAUGUUGGAAUGGCUUUCAUUGUUGUUAUUGCUGUUGAGUUUCUAGCUAUGGUUAUGGCGAUGUCGCUCUCCUGUUGCAUCAGAAGCCCGAAGACUGUUUAAUAUUGUUAUAAAUAAACCUUGUUAAUGACUAUGUGUAUUACUGUAGAUUGUUAUGUUUGAAAUAAAAUUUGUUAAAAAAGA
Molecule: messenger RNA, 872 nt
Organism: Colias croceus (clouded yellow)
Lineage: Eukaryota; Metazoa; Arthropoda; Insecta; Lepidoptera; Pieridae
Product: 23 kDa integral membrane protein-like
Exons: 5
Coding region: 69-791 (240 amino acids)
Cellular component (GO): membrane
Source: RefSeq, a predicted model, not a curated record